Messenger RNA from Aspergillus fijiensis CBS 313.89, 957 nucleotides. Its product is annotated as RTA1 domain-containing protein. The transcript is spliced from 2 exons. Lineage: Eukaryota; Fungi; Ascomycota; Eurotiomycetes; Eurotiales; Aspergillaceae. The record is from RefSeq and is a predicted model, not a curated record. Gene Ontology annotation, cellular component: fungal-type vacuole; plasma membrane. The coding region runs from base 1 to 957 and encodes 318 amino acids.
AUGUCGACAAACAACACCACGACCGACACCAGCACCUUUGUGUGCACCCUCCAGACAUGCAGUCUCGACUAUGCCAUGAUCCACUACAUCCCCUCGCUGGCCGGGAACGCGCUCUUCCUGGGGCUCUUCUGCGUGGCAGCAGUGAUUCAUCUGUUCUUGGGGGUGUGGCACCGCACCACCAGCUACCUGGUGGCGGUGAUGGGGGGGCUGCUGCUGGAGAUCAUUGGCUAUGCGGGGCGCAUCAGCCUGCACGACGACCCCUUUUCCUUCAACGCCUUCCUGCAGUACCUGAUCUGCCUCACCCUAGCGCCCGCCUUCAUCUGCGCCGCAAUCUACCUGUGCUUCGGCCGCGUGGUGAUCGAGUACGACGCCCGGUGCUCGCGCCUCGCGCCCGCCACGUACUCGAAGGUCUUCAUCGCCUGCGAUCUCGUGUGUCUGAUCCUGCAGUCUGCCGGGGGCGCCAUCACCUCCACCGCCGGCACAAACAACACCAGCCUCAGAGACCUCGGCAUCGACAUCAUGAUCGCCGGGUUGGCGUGCCAGGUCGUCUCGUUGGUAGCCUUCAUGGCGUUGGCAGGCGACUUCGCUCUCCGACUGCGCCGGCACCAGGGCCAGGGGUCCGCCUCGCUGCUGCCCGUGGACUGGCACGCUGGCUGGAAAUGGAGGGGGUUUCUGAUCGGUCUGGUCGUCGCAACCACAACUAUCUUCAUUCGCUCGUGUUUCCGCGUUGCCGAACUGAAGGGGGGAUUCGGGAGCGCCCUCGCAAACGACCAGGUAGCGUUCAUGAUCCUCGAAGGUGUGAUGAUGAUCCUGGCCUGCGGCGCCAUGACGGCGUUUCAUCCCGGACUGGUCUUUUCGCGUGAGCGCUGGAAUGCCUCCGCGCAGCAGCAGCUGAAGUUGCAUCAGGUCGAGAGUCGCUCCAGUCAGAUAGAGAUGAUACAGCGCUCGGGUGUAUAG